Messenger RNA from Notodromas monacha, 4748 nucleotides. Lineage: Eukaryota; Metazoa; Arthropoda; Ostracoda; Podocopida; Cyprididae. The record is from the annotation of a GenBank genome assembly.
UAAUCAUCGUUUUUCAGUCAGUAUUUCAGAAAUGUUGUGACGAAAUCGAUCCAAGCAAAUUUAAUUGCUGAGUGGAAUGGAUGAUCGUGAGUCGCUCGCAGGCGGUCGUGAAAGACGCACGGCGUCUCGCAAGGUAUGCGAUCGACUCAGUGCGCUGCAGCGGUUGAAAGAAAGCCGGGGGAAAUCCUUGAAGGACAAGUACGAAAUCGAAGAGGUCGACAAUGUAUACGACGAGGUGGACGAGAAUGAAUAUUCUGAACGAGUGCGAGAACGUUCUCUUCGCGAUUUCGUUAUAGACGAUGAUGGAUCUGGUUACUUCGAUGAUGGAAGAGAAAUAUUUGACGGAGACAGCGGGGAGGAAGAUUCAGAUGCUCUUAGUACGCGCAGAAAAGCAGCGAAAGAUGCCGGUCGCAAAUCCAGUCAUGAGAAGGAAAGCGUCAAAACUGGUGACAUCCGGAAAAUGCUUAAAAUUGCUCCAUCAAAGAACAAACCAAAGGUGAGCGCCGCAGAUCUUUCGAAUGACUCUGAUCUGCUCAGCAUUAUGGCGGAAAUGAAAUGUGUUACGAAGGCUGCACCGGUUAAGCAGACGAAACCUGCGAAAAAUCCUUUCGUGAACAAGCGCCCAGCUGUUUCGGAAGAAUCUUUGGUUCGUAAUGUUCGUCCGAGAAUAACGUCCGAAGCUCCAGUGAGUUCUUCGCUUUUUGAUGCAUUGAUGGAGGACGACGCAGCGAUGCAGAACGAGGUUUCGGAAGAGAGCUCUUUAGCAAUCAGUGAUUUUGAUUCCCAAACUUCUACUAUUGCUGAGAACGGAAUUGAAUCGUUCUCGCAGGACACCGAGGGGAUCCAAGUGAAAAUGGAGAGAGAUGAUCCAGAGGCCAUGGAACCAUUGCAGAAAGAAGUCAAAAGUGAAUCGAGAAUCAAAGAAGAAAACCUCGGGGAUCAAUGGGAGCGAAUAUUGGCGCAACAAGACUCCGUUAAAGCCGAAGUCGACGAAAAGGGAGAAGCUGGUGUGCAGAUUAAGGGGUUUCCUUUGGUGAAAGAUGCAUCAAAUAAUGAAUAUUUGAAGUUUUUCUGGCUGGAUGCGUUUGAAGAGAUGAAGCAACCUGGUACAGUGUUCUUGUUCGGAAAGGUCGCUGUAGAUGCGAAAACGUACGUUAGUUGCUGUAUUUCUGUUCGCAAUUUGGAGCGUCAAGUGUUGUUUCUUCCGCGUGAAAAACAUUUAAAAACUGGCCAAGAAGUUACAUGCAAAGAUGUCUACGAGGAGCUACAGAAAAUUGUCUUGAAAAAAUUCGGAAUCAUGAGCUUCAGGGUACAGGAGAAAGACAUGAAUUACGCCUUCGAACGACCAGAUGUUCCGAACUCGUCGAAAUAUCUCGUCGUCCGGUAUCCAGCCAAGUUCGGAGAGUUGCCCCCAACGCUGACAGGAGACACAUUUAGUUGCGUUUUCGCUGCUAAAACGUCAGUUUUGGAAACUUUCUUGAUCCAGCAACGAUUGAAGGGUCCUUGUUGGCUUCAAAUUCACAAUCUAAAACCCUCUCCUGUGCCUUAUUCUUGGUGCAAGUUGGAGGCGGAUGUGGACAGUUACAAAGACGUCAAGAUGGACGUGGCGGAGGCAGCUCAGGAACCGCCGCCGAUUGUGAUGCUUUGCCUAAGUGUACAAACUUUUAUAAGUCCCAGUUUGCACAAGUUGGAGCCUGUUAUGAUUGGCAUGUUGACGCACACACGUUAUCCUUUGGCCACGUCGGAGAGGAAAGCGUCGUUUCAGGACCAUUGCUGCUUAUUCACCAAGCCGGCUGCGUGCGUUUGGCCUUACGACCAUCAGAAGGUGUUUGGGAAAUUCACCAAGACGUCCUUGAAGAAAAUGAAUACUGUUCGGGACAUGCUCUCGUGCUUUUUGGCAAAGAUUCAGCUUUUGGAUCCAGAUGUAAUCAUCGGCUACGAUUUGACUGGCUGCACUGUGGACGUUUUGCUGGACAAACUCCAUGAGCACAAAGUUCCCCAUUGGUCACGUUUGGGACGAUUGAGAAGAGCUCACGCUCCUCCAAAGGGAGGCGUUUUCGGACAUAUGGAGAGAGUUUUCACGGGAAGAGUCGUAUGUGAUGUGAAAAUAUCGAUCAAGGAGUUGAUCCGUUGUCGUAGCUACGAUCUCCCCACCGUUUGCUCGGAGGUGUUCCCGAAAAUGCGACCGGAAGACGUUCCGCCCAGUUUUUCUUCCGAAGAAACUGUCAAAUUCUACGAUUCUUCCGCAAAAAUAACAGAAUUGAUCACGUGGACGAUGCUGGAAGGGGGUCGGGUUUUGGAUCUCUGUUCGGAGCUCAGCAUUUUACCGUUGGCUUUGCAAAUCACGAAAAUCGCUGGGAACUUGCUGUCCCGGACAUUGUUGGGCGGAAGAUCUGAACGUAACGAAUUCCUGCUAUUGCACGCUUUCGCCGCCAAGAAUUUUGUAGUUCCUGACAAACAUUCCGGAAAAGAUCGGAAACUCAUUCACGACGAUGACGAAGAUGACGGCGUGGCACAGAAAGGAAAGAAGCGUAAACCGGCUUACAAAGGCGGUUUAGUGUUGGAACCGAAGAAGGGAUUGCACGAUAAUUACAUCCUGUUGAUGGAUUUCAAGUCCUUGUACCCGUCCAUCAUUCAAGAGUACAACAUCUGCUUCACGACAGUCGAGAAGACGCCUCAAGCCGCCCGUGGAAAAACUAUUGAAGAUGAGGAGGAGGAGUGGCUGCCGCCAGUUCCGGAGCAAGGAUCCAAGCCGGGAAUUCUUCCUUCUGAAAUCCGGAAAUUGGUCGAGACGCGGCAAGCUGUGAAAAAAAUGCUGAAGGAGCCGAAUUUAUCUGCAGAAUUGAAACAGCAAUAUGAUGUGCGUCAAAAAGCCAUCAAGCUGAUGGCGAAUUCCAUGUACGGUUGCCUGGGUUUUUCGCAUUCAAGAUUCUACGCCCCGGUAUUGGCCAGGCUGAUCACCGCCAAGGGAAGAGAAAUUUUGGAGCACACGCGAGAUCUCGUCCAGAAUAAGAUGGGGCUUGAAGUCAUUUAUGGCGACACUGAUUCCAUCAUGAUCAACACGAACGUGCGAGACCUGAGUCAGGUUUCUAAAAUGGGAAAUCGGAUUCAAGUGGAAGUGAACAAAGCUUACAAACUCCUGGAACUCGAGGUGGACAAUGUUUUUCGCGCGAUGCUCUUGCUCAAGAAGAAGAAGUACGCUGCCGUGAACGUGGUUGUGAAUCCAGACGGCUCCACUACGGAAACCAUCGAGCUGAAAGGACUGGACAUUGUCCGACGUGAUUGGUCAACUGUGGCUUGUGAAGCUGGUCGCCAUGUUGUCAACACGCUCCUUUCUGUCGAUCCUUUGGACGAGAAGUUGGACAAGAUUGCAACAUAUUUAGAGACUGUCGGCAACAGGGUUCGUGACGGAAAGUGCGAGUUGGAGGAGCUGACUAUUGCCAAAACGUUGACGAGAGACCCGGCGUUAUAUCCAGAUAAAAACUCGCAACCUCACGUUGCUGUUGCGAUGAGGUUGAAUGCAGAAGGGGGAAAGAAGCUCAAGGCUGGAGACACUAUUAAAUACGUCAUUUGCCUGGAUGGAACGACGUCAUCGGCGACUCAAAGGGCUUAUGCUUUGGUCGAGAUGCAAAAAGACAGUAAGCUGCAGGUGGACACGGACUACUAUUUAUCGCAGCAAAUCCUGCCGGUGGUUUAUAGACUGUGUGAGCCUAUUGAGGGAAUAGAUGCGGCUCGAAUUGCGGAAUGUCUCGGUUUGGAUGCGAGCAAAUAUCACCAUAUGGGGGCCUCAACCGCAGCUACGGAAAGGGAAGAUAUGAUGAUGUCAGCGAACAGGAUUGAUACGGACCGAUUCCGACAUUGUGAAAGACUCGAAUUGAUGUGCUCGAAAGAAAAUUGCAAGGCAAAGUUGAUACUUAACGGGCUGCUGACCAACGGCGGUGAUGUUGCGAGUAUCAAUCAAGACCCGAAUUUGAGUUUCCAGCUGCUUCGCUGUAGCAACGAGAAUUGCGAUUGGAAACCGUUUUCAGAACCAGAAAAAGUAGCGAACGCAUUGACGAAGUCCACUAGACGGUUGAUCUCCAAGUAUUACCAGAGUGCUUUGAAAUGCGACGAUCACGCAUGUGCCGAAGAGUCCAGAGCAUUGCCGCUGAGGUUUAGCAGAGGAACCCCGGUGUGUCGGAGUUGCAAUUCCGGCGGCUUGUUGAGAGAAUACUCUGAAGCUCAGUUGUACAAUCAGCUAUGCUUUUUCCAGUUUAUGUUCCACUUUGAAAAGGCCACUCUGGGAAUAUCUGCAGUCGCGAAAGGUCGUUUGACGAGGAUCCUCGCGGAAAACCGAGAUUUGCACGCGUCUCUUAAUCGUUUGAGCAACCACAUGGAGAAGAUCAUACGGUCGAAUUCUUAUUCGAUCGUAAAUCUGGGUGAACUCUUCGCGAGCGCGUUGCCGAAGAAACGAUGAUUGCAAUGUACACGCCUUUUUUUUUCAAUGCCCGUUUUUACGAGUCUGGAAUUUUCUUGACUGAAUUUUCAUUGCCGCUCUUUGUUUUUAAUGAAUUUUUCGUGACUCCUCCGUAGUGCCGGAUUUUUUAAAUUUUUAUUGUAACGCACGCGCGCGUGUGAGAAUACUUUUUAUCAUGUUUCUAAUAGUUUCUGGCGAAUGUGUUUUCAGCGAAGGCGAAUACAGCGGCUGUUAUAUUUUCGUUUCUGAUGUCAUAUUGCGACGCUCGCGCAAAAUAAAAGCUGGUGGAAAA